Hypoxylon trugodes is the source of this 1074-nucleotide messenger RNA. RefSeq lists its product as uncharacterized. The record is from RefSeq and is a predicted model, not a curated record. The transcript has a single exon. The coding region runs from base 97 to 939 and encodes 280 amino acids. NCBI's taxonomy places the organism in Eukaryota, Fungi, Ascomycota, Sordariomycetes, Xylariales, Hypoxylaceae.
UUAAUAAUUUCUAUUUUCCAGAGUAUUAAAUAGUUCGGUUUGGGCCGUGGUAUGGCCAGAGGUAACCAAAUGCGUCACUUUUAGCGUAGGUAGCUUAUGGCACUUCCCGCGAAAACCAAAGACAUAGCAAUCAUACGUAAAGCUCCACCCCGUAACUACGUUAGGAUAGCCAUGGCGCCCAGACCGGACACCGACACCGACACUCGCGAAGGUAUUCUCAACGGUGAAUGGAACCAAGACCCUUCAUGGCUCUGGCCUGCGUCGCUGUAUCAGCCGUACUGUUUGUUCCAUUUCCUUAAAGAAUGCUCUCUCUAUCAUAUUUACCAGUCAGAAUGGUUCAAACUCACGACACGAACAACUAAAAAUCCCAGGAUAUUCGACAGGCCACGGAUGUAUGGAAGGGGGCGAGUACCGAAAAAGUAUUCGAGGAGUAACGUGAAAAGACCAACUAGAAGUCGAGAUAGUUCUCCAUGCAGUGAUACGUCCGACAAUUCGUCCCCCCAUUUCAACCAGCUUCAGCUUUCUCUACCCUGGCCAGUUCACAAGACACGAUUGGAAAACCUGAUCAACGGUAUCUAUUUCAAGCUCUUAGAUGAAAGGACAGCAAACGAAGAGAACAUUUACGAGUCUAGCUUAGUAUGUCGAUACUGUAGAUUCAAUGCUAAUGCUGAGGACACUGAUGAAUCUGGGACUAGAAAAGUAACACCCCCGGCGCCAAUGCAUCACAUCCGACCAGAGGACAUCAAAAAAGAACAUGUCGGUAAAUUUGGAGGUAUUACAUUUGCCAUCGAUCCAUCUGGUGACGAUAUAGUCGUUAUUCUCCUAGGUAUGGAGCAACUCGAUCAUCCUGUUCGCGAAGUACCAAUAGGGCCGAGAAGGGAGUCUUUCCGGGUCGUUGAUCGGCUCGGACGUAGAAAUGAGCAAUACUUAAACAAAUAGUAGUAACCUAAAUGAUAUAAAUUUCAAGUAAAAUGAAGUUUGUAACCAACCUAGAUGGGGAUUCUAUAAUUGUGUUGUAUUGCCUUUACAUAAACUUAUAGGUGUAAAUGCUGUAAGUUCAACUUCUUAUAAUAG